Messenger RNA from Suncus etruscus (white-toothed pygmy shrew), 274 nucleotides. Its product is annotated as cytochrome c oxidase subunit 7C, mitochondrial-like. The transcript has a single exon. Bases 45 to 236 code for a protein of 63 amino acids. Lineage: Eukaryota; Metazoa; Chordata; Mammalia; Eulipotyphla; Soricidae. Gene Ontology annotation, biological process: mitochondrial electron transport, cytochrome c to oxygen. The record is from RefSeq and is a predicted model, not a curated record.
CUGGCUCUCUCUGCAUCUGUUUUGCAGAGCUCCCAAAUCGAGCAAUGUUAGGACAGAGUGUUCGGAGAUUCACAACCUCAGUAGUCCGGAGGAGCCACUAUGAGGGGGGCCCGAGGAAGAAUUUGCCUUUUUCAGUGAAAACCAAGUGGCGGUUAUUAGCGAUGAUGACGGUGUACUUCGGAUCUGGAUUUGCAGCACCUUUCUUUAUAAUAAGACACCAGUUGCUUAAGAAAUAAGCACUUGCUGAUACUUCUGAGGAACAGAUGAUGAAGAG